UGUAAAAAAAUUAGUGAGUAUCAAAGCAUCUGAAGAAUACUGCAUCCACGUGAAAAAGGUAGAAAAAUCACAAAACAAAAAGUUGCCCUGAGUGUUGCGGUUGUCAUGGUCACCCUUGGGCACUUUGUAGCUCCGCCCCUGUUUGGAUGGUACGCACACUCUUAAAUAUGCAUGCAUUUCAGGCAAUUUAUUUCCCGAAUUUAUUGUGUUCGAAUUUAAAUUAGAAAACAUCCUCACCCUCAUUCAAAUGUCAUUUCAUGUCUGCAAAAUACAAUACAGUAAAUACAAUAUGCUACUGAUGCUCUAUUGAGUACGUUGCCUUUAUUUUAUUGUAGCCUGGCCCAAGUUGGUGUGUGCGCGUGUGCCCACGCGCGUGAGUGGGAGGUAUCGGGACGCCCCUCUAUAAAUACUGCCUUCAUCCUCCCAUUACUUGUUUUUCUCAUUUUUACCUGAACGCAUUUAACAUGAGGUUCAUCGUGUGGAACAUUCUCUGUUUAUCCAUUUCAUUACUUGACACGGCCGAAGUUCCGAAGCGAUGCUCAGCGCCACCCCAGUUUCCGUCCACCAGACUCCAAAAUAAAUGGAGGACCAGAAACACGUUCGACAUUGGGGAGAAAGUUUACUACAAGUGUGCCGAAGAUUUCGUCGCAUACGCGGGCAGCCUCUCGGUGAUGUGCGUCAAUGGAAUCUGGACUGCGUUGACACUCAAAUGCGAAAAGAGAUCAUGUGGUAAUGUUGGUGAUCUACCUAAUGGAAGGUUUCGCUAUGAAGGACAUCCACUCAUUGGGGAGAGGGUCUACGCAUUGUGCAAUGACGGGUACACACUAAAAGGACCGAAGUACAUGACAUGUGAGAGGGCUGGAUGGACUGGUGAAUUUCCCACAUGUGAAAAGGUUGACACCACCUGCUCCACACCGGAAGUGGCCAACUCAGAGAGGAUUAGUGGUGGUGAUUCCAUACACCGGGCAGGCGAAAAGUUGACCUUUACUUGCAGUCCAGGUUUCCUGUUAGAUGGCCCUCAGCACGUCACUUGCAGUCCCUCAGGCCAGUGGGAGCCCAAAGUCCCCCAGUGUCUGACUUCAGCUGCUCAUCAAGGAGGCUGUAGUGCUCCGGAAAAUUUGGACGAGUCUCAUACCAACCUCGCUGAUGAGUUCAUCACUAGGACGACCUUUGCCGCUGGUGAGCGAGUCACAUACACGUGUGAUGUCGGCUACAGUCCAGUGGGUGGCAGCAGAUAUCGGAAGUGCAUCAGUGGACAGUGGACGCCGCUUCUGCUCAAGUGUGAACGGAAAUUGUGUGGCUCGGCUGGGGAGAUUCGAAAUGGACGCUUCAUUUAUACCGGAGUCGAGUUUGGCGACAUCGCCACAGCUCACUGUGAUGAUGGGUUUCAGCUUGUAGGACGACCAACCAGGAAUUGCAUGAGUUUUGGCUGGGAUGGUCAUGCUCCCUUUUGUGAAGUCGUGGAGUGUGAAGAGCCUCCAGAGGUAGCCAAUGCAGAGCAAAACGGCAAAGAGGAAGCACCCUACAAGUACAGGAGUGUGGUAGUGUAUGAAUGUCGCACGGGGAACCUUGUGGGGAACAAGGCGAUAUGGUGCACAGAGAACGGCACGUGGAGCACACCGCCUUCGUGCAGAGAAAUCACCUGUCCAUCUCCAAAAGUGCCCAACGCCUCCUGGACGCGAGCUCACAUCAGACUUUAUCAACACCGGGACACGAUCAGCAUCGACUGUCGCCAUGGUUACACGGUGGUCGGCGCGAGCACCGUCACCUGUGGUGACAAUGGUCAGUGGGUUCCCAUCCUUCCCAAGUGUCGACGCACAUGUAAGUCAACACCUCUGGUAGAAAUCUAUCAGAUGAUUGUUAUCGUAAUUACUUUUAUGAACAAAUUCAUAUCUUGUUUUUGUUUAUUUUUUUUAGCACGGCACACUAAAUGGCAGAGUCGGUAUGCUGUCUGAUGUGUCUUGCUACAUUUGUCAGUCCAGGACCGGCAUAAUAAGAGCAAACAGAGGAUGGAAAAAUUCCCUUUGGACCUUAAUAUUUCUUUGCCUUACACACAUUCGACAUGUUUUUAAAAUGAAGCUGACAUACAUGGUGUUUAUUUCAAUAAAGUGUUUUUGGGCAAGAAUGAGUACAAACUUAUUGCGUUCACCUCUAUACAUUGUUUUUUUUUCGUUUUUUGUUUUUUUGUCCUUUACUGUCAAUAAUGUCAUGUGUAUCAUCAUCUAUAGGCUAAACUGCUAGUGAGCGUUCAUGAACAAACAAGUUACAAGAAAAUAAAGAACACCAAUUCCAUUCAUUUAAAAAGACAAUACAAAAUCCAGACAUUUACAUGAGCAUUGACAAUUCAAGUGCAAAUAUCAAACUCUAUGAUACAUCAUAGCAAACUCUCUUUUAAAAGGCAACAAUCUCAACCAAAAAGAAAAAAAAGGAGAAA
Hippocampus comes (tiger tail seahorse) is the source of this 2434-nucleotide messenger RNA. RefSeq names its product C4b-binding protein alpha chain-like. Gene Ontology annotation, biological process: complement activation. Lineage: Eukaryota; Metazoa; Chordata; Actinopteri; Syngnathiformes; Syngnathidae. The record is from RefSeq and is a predicted model, not a curated record. Gene Ontology annotation, molecular function: complement component C3b binding. Bases 465 to 1955 code for a protein of 496 amino acids. The transcript has 10 exons.